This is a messenger RNA of Fonsecaea monophora, 7389 nucleotides long. RefSeq lists its product as hypothetical. The record is from RefSeq and is a predicted model, not a curated record. Lineage: Eukaryota; Fungi; Ascomycota; Eurotiomycetes; Chaetothyriales; Herpotrichiellaceae. Gene Ontology annotation, molecular function: metal ion binding; 1-phosphatidylinositol-3-phosphate 5-kinase activity; ATP binding. The transcript has 2 exons. Gene Ontology annotation, cellular component: endosome membrane; fungal-type vacuole membrane. Bases 1 to 7389 code for a protein of 2462 amino acids. Gene Ontology annotation, biological process: phosphatidylinositol phosphate biosynthetic process.
AUGCCCCCUUCCUCCGUUGCUUCCAUCCCCACGGAGAAGGACAAGGAUGCUCAGAAAGACCGGGAUAGCCCUUCUGCAUCCUCCAUUUUCCUUCCCCUCGGAAGAAGAACUCGUCGAGAUUCCAAGUCAUCCCUGUCCCACGAUCUCGACCAAGAUGCCCUCAACCACGCGCUCAAUACCAUCCAUACCGCGGCAUCCCAGUCAAACCACUUGACGGUCUUUAAUGACUACGCCGAUCCCCCGACGGCCUCCUCUCAAGCGGAGAACAAGUCUUUGGCGAGCGAAAUACAAGGAGGCAUAUCAGGCUUGUACAACAAAUUGAAGGCUACCGUCGGUGGUUCCAAGGAGGGUGAAGAACAUCAUCAAGAUGCGUCCUCUAACCCCUCGGUGGGGGAUGAUCGAACCAGCUCCAAGAUCAGCUCCGGUAUCACGUCCAAGGCACCUUCGCCCCGACUGACAGCCUCAGACACGACGCUUUCAAUCGAUCUGGCCCCAUCGAAAGUCUCUUCGAAGGCCACAAGCAUUUCGAAGCCCUCGAUACCCUCUACGCCCGCUCUCCGCUCACCUACCGGUCCUCCCCAGCCUUCUUCCCACCUUGCUGACCCUUCGGUGACUUCAGUUAAUAUCCAUGCUGUCGGCUCGGCGAAUCAUUCGAGGGCUGGGUCUGCGUUCGAACUCGAUUCUCCUCACGAGCGGAGUCUAACAGCUUCUGCAGAUAGCGAAAGUCUGCGCAAAGCUCUUUCCAAGCAAGGGACCGAGACGUCCUUCACCGAGAGGGGGAACAAGCUGAUCACAUCGCCUCUUCUGAGUGCCAGGGGAGUGGCUGUAUCCCACGAUCGAGGACUGUCAACUGCCUCCAAUCAAAGUCACUAUAGUCAUGUUGAUGGUGUGGCCAGCCCGCCAUUGUUGACGUCGCCUCAGGCGGAGCGAUCGGCUGCCCGAAUAGUGAUGGCGAAUAGACAAGACAACCCUUCACAGUUGAGGCACACCAACCCUCUAGACCUCUUGGCUGAAAAUGCAGUCAACUCCACCAAAGCCUCAGCCUCCUCUCAAGGCAAGCCUAGUGAAGUUUCUGGCUUGAAGUCACCCCUGCUAUCGACGUUGGACCAAAGACCGUCAGAGAAACUGGCCCCAAAAAUAAGCCAGUCAAGAUUGCCAGGCUUCUAUGCCUCGCGAACAACUUCAUCAGACUCAUCAGUCACAGCUGGCAUGUUGCGUGCAAAUCUGGAUCCCCGUGACGAUGACUCGCGCAGUAUCGUCAUACACCGCACCUCUCAAGCGAGACCGAUCAGCAAGCUGCGUAGCAAGUUGUUGAGUAAAGAGUUCUGGAUGCGAGAUGAGAAUGCAAAAGACUGCUUUCAUUGUGGCGAGCAGUUCACUACAUUCCGCCGGAAGCACCAUUGUCGCACGUGCGGCCAGAUCUUUGACAACAAGUGCACGGUUCUCAUCAAUGGGAGUCACUUUGGGUCCAAUAGUGCCGUUCGUGUCUGCAAACCGUGCGAGUCCAUCAUCACUUCCCACGACGACGACUCGUCUGAUUAUUCGGCUGAAGAUCUGGCUUUGACGGAACCGGCCCCUCGUCCACGGACCCCUGAACCCUCUCAUUUUGCCCGCGUCCUGCCCCGGUUUGAGGAUGACAAUGCUUCAGUCACUUCGCAGUCUCUCGAGCAAAUGGCCAGGACGCCCACAAUGAGCUUUCCAGUACGACGAGCUUUCGAUGGGGCCAACCGCAAUUCCGCUGUGCUGGAGUUCGAUACAACCGAUCGACCCCUCCCUCGACCAAGCUCCUCUAGGUCCUUGAAAGCAACUCAUUCUAUUGGGCAUAGCCACAAGAGGCAUCACUCCAGACAUCAGCACAUACGCAAUUUCAAGGCUUACCAUGAAGAUAGAGCACCUUUCCAACGUCGUGCUGCCGACGACGGAAUCAAAGUUGGCAAGUCUUCAGCGUUUCAUCGCGACAGCAUCAUUGACCCUGAUCUCGCACAAUAUCUCUCGGAUGACCCCUCGAGUGAGGAAGACCAGUCCAUCAGUGAAACCUUGAGUCAAGAUAAAUUGUCCCGUAGCGAACCUGAUAGCGACAAAAGCGCGAUAGGGGGUCUUUUGGCAGCCGUGCGCAAGGGUCGUUCUCGCCUAGGGGAUCGGAGUAUCGCUGGAUUUCUCAACAUAGGAAAAGAAGCCGACGAAGCCAGUGUCAUCAGUUCGCGCAAUAUAGAAGCACUUCGGGGUUCUCGGAAGCGGAACCUCAGUGUUUCGAGUAGUAUCCAUCGCGGAACACCAAGAACAACGAGAGAGCGACUGCAGAUUAUUAUCCCCGGAAACCAAGACGAUCUGCAAGACGGUCUCGGAGACUCAGCAAGUAUCUACCGGGGCCGAUCAAGGAUGAUACGAAGUGCAUCUAUGCAUGGGAUGGCUGCACCAGCCAUGGAGCUCAAUCGUGCGAGUAUCCAACAUGUGCAUAAAAUGCUUCAGCAGCUUCUCAGGGACGCGAAUAUACCGAAAGUCCAGAGUUGGCAGGAUGCCCUCAUUCCUAUCUUGCUCAAAGCGACUGAUGAUGUCGACCCAGAUGUCCAGGGUGGAGACGACAUAGACAUUCGUAACUAUGUCAAGUUGAAGAAGAUUCCUGGGGGCAAACCUGGUGACACUGCAUACAUCUCCGGCUUGAUCUUCACAAAGAACGUGGCUUUGAAGUCCAUGGCUCGAUCCCACACGAACCCCAAGAUCUUGAUCAUCACUUUUGCGCUUGAAUAUGCCAGACACGAACAACAUUUCAUGAGUCUGGAUCCGGUCAUCAGACAAGAAAAGGAGUAUCUGGCCAAUCUUGUUGGUCGUAUUGCCGCCCUGAAGCCAGACGUUCUGUUGGCUCAGCGCAACAUCUCUGGCCUCGCUCUUGAGCUCCUUGAAAAGGCAAAUAUCACCACCAUUUUCAAUGUGAAGUCAUCGGUUCUUGAAGCUGUCUCGCGGUGCACUCAAGCUCGUGUCGUACAUUCCAUGGACAAAUUGACGUCCUUGUCAGAUCCAUUUGGUCGAUGCGAUUCUUUUGAGGUGAAGACUUUCGUGGCUGACGGGCGAAGGAAAACAGGCGCUGACCGACCGACCUUGUCCAAGAUCAAACGCGUCACUGAAUUCAUGGUCUACGUGGUCUAUAAUCUGAAAUUAGAGACCUGCCUGAUGAGGGAUGAAUUUGCAUUGAUACCGAGCGCGCCGACUGCCAAUACAUCGGAAACUACGGUCAAUACCCUCCCGAAGUCUGCAGCAGCUGAGGAUACUGCAACUUCGCAAGAUGCUAAUGGGAACACGGAAAAAGCUGACAGUAAUGUCGCUGCGGCCGGGGAUGUCUCGAAUGCAGAAGUCAUGACUUUGGAAAAGGAAGUCCGUUUUGCUCAAGCUGUCAGGACGGACAGCACCGAUUCUGCGCACAUACCAGAUGACAUUCCUGUGCCUACGUUUUAUGAAGACCUGGUCCUCAAGCACGAAACCCGUAUCCUUUCGGCCUCGCCAUUUGUCAAAUUCAUGCAGCCAUAUCUUCUUAUGCGUGCAAGAGAGUUGGAAAGACGUGUGGCGUAUCUUAAGCGGCUCCGAGACCAGGAUCUCUCGGCUGAACAGACGAUGGAAGACAAGGGAAAGACGUCCAAGUUCACUUUGAUUCACCCGGAAAUGGUGCACAGGCCUCUGGCUGGGGCCAGCAAGAAAGUUCGCGAGAUCAUUCAUGCAGUACACGACGCUGAGUAUGACAAGGCUGUCUACAAUUAUGAAAGUCAGAAAAAACAGUGGGAGACCUAUCUCUCGGGGAACCGCAAUCUUUUUGACCCCUUUGCGCACCAGAACAUUGUCGUUUUAUUCAGUCUCGUUUCCACCGAGACAUCUGUUCCUUGCUCUGGCCCGGAUCUUCUCGCCUUUAGUUUCUACAACGAACAUGAGACCGAAGCCGAGUUCGAGGCGGAUUGUACUCUGGGGCAAUACGUUGAGGAUCUAUGUUACAGGGCAAACGACAUCUGCCCAUCCGACGCCUGUGAAAAGAAAAUGCAUGAGCAUCAUCGGCAGUAUGUCCAUGGCGAAGCACAGAUCACAGUCUUUGUACAGCCAUAUCCUUCCAAGAUGCGCGGCUUUCAGGAUGUGAUUUUGAUGUGGAGUCAGUGCAAGAUCUGCGGUGUCGAGACCACUGUUACUCCCAUGUCUACCAGCACUUGGAAAUAUUCGUUUGGAAAAUAUCUUGAACUGUCGUUCUGGAGUGCCGAUCUCCAUGCUCGGGCCGGCAUCUGUCCACAUGACUUGCACAGAGACCAUUUCCGAUUCUUUGGGUACAAGGAUUUUGCUCUUCGGGUUCAUUACGAUCCAAUCGACCUGCUCGAGAUUAUUGUGCCUAGAAUGAGGCUCACUUGGAAAAUCGACAACGACUUGAAGUUCCGUAAUGAUUUCUAUACACGCUUGGAACAUCGCAUCACGAAGUUUAUGGUGUCUGUCAAACUUCGUUUAAAGAAUAUUAAUGCCGAGGCGGUCUUGCCUGAAACUGCCGAAGCAUGUCGCGCAGAGAUUGAACGACUGACAAAGAAAGCCAAUGAGGAACACGCAGGCCUCAUCAAACAGCUUCAGGAACGAUAUACCAACACGAGAUACUGGGAAACGAUCCCACUUAACGCUGUUCUGCGGGCCACGCAAGAAAAAGUGUCCGAAUGGGAUGAUGCCUUUGCAGACUUUGAGAGAAAUUUCUUCCCUUCCGAAACAGAUAUUCACCGACUGGCAACUCUCCAACUUAAGAAGAUCUUCCUUGACCGCGAUGUCUCCGUCGCAUCCUUGAAGUCAGAUGAUGAAGGGGCGACCACGCCUUCAACCGAAGAAGUGACUGAUGAGAAAGGGGGAGCUGGAGAGACGCUCACCGAGGGCCGACGGCCCAGCAAACUUUCGCCAGAGAAAACACAGAGCUUCCUUCAAAGCGUACUUGAGGAGCAUGCCACUACUCCGGCAGACGAGAUUGGGGUUUCCGAAGUGCCUGAGAUUACCAAAUCCGACGUACAGAGUCUGCCUUCCAUUUUAGACGGUCCUCGCAAUGUUGAAGAUGUUAAGCACCUCGAUCUGGCGAUAGUGUCGCCAGCCCAGCAAGCGAUCCUUGGGGCAGAAGAUGGUGCCACACAGAAUUCGUUGGUCGCUCCCGCUGAACAUAUGGGCAUCGAUGAAUCACGUGAAAAUGUGGCAAGCGGCAUCUCGAAUACAGGAGAAACAUCCAUAGAAACGCCAGAGAUUAUUGUCACCGGUCAACAGACUCAGCCAAUAGAUUUACCUCAGCCCGGAAUACAGAAUGCCUCUCCAACGAUGGUGUUGCGAAGGCGGAUCGAUGGGAAGUCCUCGCCAGGACUUGCUCGAGCCCACUCGCAACCUGCUGGCUCCGUUGCACUUCGCGCGGCCACUGUCCAGACGGCUUCAAGUACUUUGUCGGCCGUCAACGCGAUCAAUGGAUUUCCGAAACAAAGCCCGGCAUUGUCCGCACAGAGCAGUGAUGUUGAUGUGAUCAUUCCCGAUAAAAAGCUCUCUGAACGACUGGGCUUUUCACAUCUGAAGAACAAGACAUUUUCGAAAGGCCAGUCGCUCAUUCCGCGAGCGGUUACGAACCGUAAAGAGUCCAGAGUCUCCAACCUUGCGAAACACUUCGAGCAACUCAGCCGCGAGUUUGAGAGAGAGCGGAUCCGGGAGAGACGACUUCGCGCUGCAAGAAAUAUGCAGUCUAGAGUGUACCCCUUGGCAGCGUCAAAACCCAUUGUCGAGGUAUUCAAGGAUGUCGACGUGGCUGUGGACGAACGAGGAGAUUCCGACGAUAUUUUUGGCAAGGAUGAUGAACCUCCUGUGGAGGGGACGGACAAGGCCUCGGGCACAGCCGAGGCCAUGGCAAAGGUUGGCUCGCCUCAGGAAGGCGACACUGGACUUCAUGUCGAAGAGCCGGCCGGCGACACGGCAGAGAACGAGACUGACGUUCAGCCAUCAAGUCAUGCUCCUUCAGAAGCCGAGGAACCGAGCGACAUUGAUGAAGCAGAGGACGAGAUCUUCUUACCAGACUCGCCCGAGGAUCUAAUGCGGAUGUCCCAAGAUGAUAUCGAUCUCAAGGAGCUUCCCAAACAUGAGAGAACCUCGCUGAUGAAGAUGCUGACCAACUUCUGGGCUGAGCGGUCAUCGAGCGGUUGGACCACCCUCGAAUAUCCCUUGGGAACAUCAGAGCACAUUUUCGCUGAUUGCGACAUUAUUGUGCGCGAAGAUGAGCCCAGCUCCAUCAUCGCUUUUGCCUUGGACUCGCAUGACUACACGACGAUGCUCCAGAACAUGCAGAAUCGCGCCCCAAGCGAGGAGAUGGCCCAUGAUUUUAGUGGUCAUGACCAUGGUGAUGAUAUGCAGUCCGAAGUCAUGCAUUCGCUCCUGCGCAAAACAGGAACUCAUCUCAAAUACCAAUUCCAGGAGGGUCCCGCCAAGAUGCUCUGUAAGAUCUUCUUUGCGGAGCAGUUCGAUGCAGUGCGCCGGAAAUGCGGUGUUGCUGACCGAUUUGUCGAAUCGCUCUCGAGAUGCCUGAAAUGGGAUUCCAAGGGUGGCAAGACGAGGUCGCUCUUUUUGAAAACCCUCGAUGACCGAUUCAUCUUGAAGUCACUGUCCCCUAUCGAGACACAGUCGUUCCUCAAGUUUGCACCUAACUAUUUCCAGAUUAUGUCAGAGGCCUUCUUCCACGAGUUGCCCUCUGUCAUUGCAAAGAUGUUUGGCUUCUACCAGAUCAUUGUCAAAAAUUCCGCCACCGGGCUUGAAUACAAUUGGUUCUUACUGGUGAUGGAGAACUUGUUCUACGACCGCGUCCCUACACGUAUUUUCGACUUGAAGGGAAGUAUGCGGAACCGGAAGAUGAACGCCACGGGCGAGAAGGGCGAAGUUUUGCUAGACGAGAAUAUGGUUGAAUUCAUAUAUGAGUCACCCCUCUUUGCUCGAGAACAUAGCAAGAAACUGUUGAGGUCGUCGGUGCACAACGACACCUUAUUCUUGGCACGCCAAAACGUCAUGGACUAUUCGCUCAUGGUCGCCAUUGACGAGAAUCGGAAAGAGCUUGUGGUGGGUAUCAUCGACUGCAUCCGCACGUAUACAUGGGACAAGAAACUUGAAAGUUGGAUCAAGGAUCGUGGCCUUGUCCCGGUACGGGGUGGGAACAAGAACAGGCCGACAGUGACGUCUCCCCGGGAAUAUAAGAGGAGAUUUCGAGAGGCAAUGAAUCGGUACGUCCUUGAGGCACCCGAUUGUUGGCAUCAGUUCAAGCCGGUGAGGAUGGAGCGGAGGCUGUUGGAAGGGAGAGGUGAAAAGGAUAUUGGUGGACCGGACGGAAGGGAUCAGGACGGGGAGAAAGAGAACGAGGUCCAGCUAUUCUCUUAG